This is a messenger RNA of Cyanistes caeruleus (blue tit), 2487 nucleotides long. Lineage: Eukaryota; Metazoa; Chordata; Aves; Passeriformes; Paridae. The record is from RefSeq and is a predicted model, not a curated record.
UGGACGCAGGGCUUGGACUGCAGCAUGACCUACUGCCCGGGUCCUUCUGCACUGCCUGCUGCGGCUUGCUGGGAUCUGGCUGCACCUCAGAUACACUUUAUACUGCUGUUCAGUCGGCAGGGGAAGUUAAGGCUUCAGAAAUGGUACACGACGCUACCUGAUAAAGAGAAGAAAAAGAUCAUUCGAGAAAUUGUUCAGAUUAUUUUGUCUCGCAAUCAAAAAACAAGUAGUUUUGUUGACUGGAAAGACCUCAAGCUUGUUUACAAAAGGUAUGCUAGUUUGUAUUUCUGCUGUGCAAUAGAAGACCAGGAUAAUGAGCUCCUGACACUAGAGGUCGUUCAUCGAUACGUGGAGCUCCUGGACAGAUACUUUGGAAACGUGUGCGAGCUGGAUAUCAUCUUCAAUUUUGAAAAAGCUUAUUUUAUUCUUGAUGAGUUUAUAAUUGGUGGAGAAGUACAAGAGACUUCAAAGAAGACUGCAGUGAAAGCCAUAGAAGACUCUGACAUGUUGCAGGAGACAGUGGAAGAAUACAUGAACAAGCCUGCAUUUUAGUGUUAAACUACCUGAAGAGAAAACUGCUGUAUGAACCUCUAAAGUGCACUUCCUGAAAUUGCUUCCCAAUGUGCCAGAUCCUCAAAGAAAUACCAAAAACCAGUAACUGAAGGGGUUUGUUUGUAUAAUGGUGAAGAUGAAAGUCAGCUAAUGUAGCAAGGGGUUUAACAAUUCUGUGCUUUGCAUUACUCUGUACAUGAGUUUCUCAGAGUUGUUACUACCCCAAUCUAGUUUCUCUGCUCCUUGCUGGACUCAGCUGUUGUUUUGCACCAUGUCUUUUAGCUACGGGUUUUGUCAUCACAAAAUGCUCCUCUGACAACAUUUUGAAGAGGUAUUUUUACUAGUUUUGUUCACUGCUGACUGUAUGAAUCUACUUUUGUACAAAUGUCCAUUAUUUUGAAUGUAAUGGUUAUUCUGCUGUAAUAAUAAUUUUUUUCUAAAAGCCAAAUUGCUGUGGGCCCUGAUUUCACAAACUUCUUGUGACAAGAUUAACCCUUGAUGUAUAUGAGGAAAUACACAUCUCUUUGGGGCAGCCUCUUUCUUUCACUGUCUUCUUUCUCUUUUCUGUUCUAGUUUGCUAAUAAGACUGCUCCAACUGCUCCUACAGUGCACUCUGUGCCUCCUUUUAAUCUGAAUACUGUUUGGAGGUAGGUUUUUCCUAAGAUUAAUGAAUCCUUUUUCUGCUGCUGCAUGCAGAUGGCCUGUUUCUUUCUCCUCAUUUUCCUAUCCCCUUCCUAGAUCCCUUGGACCUAUGCAAAGGCUUCAAACUUUGGAAUUGUGCAGCAUGAGUGCAGGAGAAAACCUGGAGAGAAAAAAAUCAGCCUUUGGAAGAUAAUCUCAUAUAUCUUUUGGAAUUCAAACUCAUGUUUCCCAGUAGAGUUUUCCAAUCUCAAAUUCACACACCUGUUGGGAUGAUUUAUAACUUUGCAAGCUGCAGAAAGGAUAAGGUAGUAGAGAGGAGUCAGCUGGGCUGUGUGCCCUCCUGUGUGUUACAAGCCAUUGCAGCAGAGUGUGUGUGGAGCUAGGUGUGUUAACUCUCCUUUCAGUGCAGUUUAGACUCUGUGAACUGAUUGAACUGGCUUCCUUAGAGAAUCCAAAGCUCAGAGAAAUUCUGUUUAUCUGAGCCCAUAAUUCUGAACUAGAUGUUUUGUUUCUGUCAAAUAAUGAAAUUAUUCUAUACAAAAAUUAGGGAAGUUUCAGACAAAUAUACCAGAAUGAUCCAAGCAUUGUCAUAUUUCUCUUCUUUAUAUAUAUUUCCCUUGAUUUCUGGCAUGAACAGUCAAUAUUUUCUUUCAGAGGUCUUUCUAAUCUUUAAAUGUCCUGCAUACUUACUCUGAUUUUGUCACUGCUCCUUCCUUCCUCCUCAGUUAGUAUCUUCCUACAGGAGGGACACUGGGGGUUGUUUGGAGGGUGGGGGCACUUUGACACAACACAACUUUGCUGAUUGUCAGCCCACUAUUCUGCCUCUGCUUUCCAGUCUGUUAGUAAAACUGUGACAGACUGGUUCAUAGCAUCAUGUUGCUCUUUUUUAUAAUUACUUUAUCCAUCUGUUUUCUCUGUAUUGAUGUCGCAGCCAUACUUUCGCCUGGAAAGAGUGAAAAUUGCUGAAGGGCUUUUAAUAGCUCUGAAGACAUCCAAUUUAAUAGUAAAUUAAUGAAACUGUGUAAUUUGUAGAUUAUUUUCUCAUGGUUUGAAAUUAAGUUUUUUAAAGUACAGUGUUUAAUUGAUUAAGAAAUCAUUAAGAAAUCACUUCAGACGUGCAGAGGCUCCUUGACUCUUUUCCUUUAUAAGUGACUUCUACUAACUGAAAUCAUCAGUAGUUUGAUGAUGAGAUUCUCUGAUGCUUAAAACUAUUAUGUUGGUGGAAUUCUGAAUUAGAUCAAAAUAGGAGUCCCAGAAAGAUUGCUUGGUACAAAUAAAGGUAUCAUAAGCCUG